Papaver somniferum (opium poppy) is the source of this 810-nucleotide messenger RNA. Its product is annotated as ethylene-responsive transcription factor ERF014-like. Gene Ontology annotation, molecular function: DNA binding; DNA-binding transcription factor activity. The record is from RefSeq and is a predicted model, not a curated record. Bases 1 to 810 code for a protein of 269 amino acids. Gene Ontology annotation, biological process: regulation of DNA-templated transcription. The transcript has a single exon. Lineage: Eukaryota; Viridiplantae; Streptophyta; Magnoliopsida; Ranunculales; Papaveraceae.
AUGGAUUGUACUAACAAAAACUCAUCAAAAGAACAAAACGCAUGUAGAAAUCAUCAAGAUUUGGAUAGUGAGUUACUGUCUACUGAACAAGUUGAAGAACAAGCGGGAGUAAAAAGUACUACUACCCCUAUUACUAGUAGUAAGGGAACAGUGAGAAGGUUUCUAGGUGUAAGACAAAGACCGUCAGGAAGAUGGGUUGCGGAAAUCAAAGACUCUUCACAAAAGCUAAGACUUUGGUUGGGAACUUUUGAUACACCAGAAGAAGCAGCCAUGGCUUAUGACGAUGCUGCUCUCCUUCUUCGUGGAAGAGAUGCAAAAACAAAUUUUCCACAUAAAGAGAACAAUACCAAUACGCAGAACAGGCAUCGUGAAGGAAAUAUUGGUCGUAGUCAUUUAACUGCCAAAAAUCCAAGGUUUUAUCAACUUCUUCGACGUGCGAUUUUGAAGAAACACGCAAGUUCGUCGUCCACGGGAGAGACCGCUAAGGAAGGUUCUAGGAUGGUCGUGUACGAUGAGAAGAGAAGAAACGAAUUCGAUUGUUCGGUAGAGUAUAGCUCUAUUGUAGAAGAAACUGGAGCCUGCUGUUCGUCAAAUUAUGACCAUCAAAGAUUAUUCGCGUUUAGCAGUGGAUGCAAGGAAAGACUUGGAAUGAUGAAUAGUUAUGGGUUCUCAUCAUUUGGUAGUUGUAAGGUUUAUUCUUCUGUUAUUGUAGCCCCUUCUAAUACUGAUAUUGAUGGAGGAAAUGAUAAUAAAUCACCAGAAAGUAAAGAGACGCAGUCAGCAGCUGAUGAACAAUUUCUCGCACCUUGA